Messenger RNA from Theileria annulata, 1227 nucleotides. Its product is annotated as acid phosphatase, putative. The record is from RefSeq and is a predicted model, not a curated record. Gene Ontology annotation, molecular function: acid phosphatase activity; ferrous iron binding; ferric iron binding. The transcript is spliced from 2 exons. The coding region runs from base 1 to 1227 and encodes 408 amino acids. Lineage: Eukaryota; Apicomplexa; Aconoidasida; Piroplasmida; Theileriidae.
AUGAAGCUGAAAAUUAAAAGUAUCAGUCACCUCGUGUUAUAUUCACUACCGGCCCUCAUAGUUAUCUAUUCGUCAUCUGUAAAAGCAAGCUUGCGCUUCGCUUCGCUGGGAAAUUGGGGAACGGGAAGUAAAACACAAAAAUUGGUGGCAGAAAAACUAAAAGAGUACGUAAAAAACGAAAGACUUACAUACCUGCUCUCACCAGGCUUCAACUUCAAUAACGGAGUCAACGGACUUAACGAUGAAAAAUGGAAAAAAUACUUCGAAUCGGUUUAUAAUGAUGAUUCUGGGCUCAUGGACCUGCCAAUGUUCACAGUUUUGGGUUCAGAAGACUGGUUAGGAGACUAUAAUGCCCAGUACAACCGAUACCACCAGUUUUACCUAAACGGCCAUGUGCCACAGGAUCUUUCGAGUGUAGACUACAAAAGUGACUCAAACAACUCGAGCCACAAUCCUAGGCUAAUCAUGCCAAACUGGUGGUAUCAUUUUUUUACAAGCUUCUCAACAAACGCCUGUACGUCCAACUCGGUGUCAUUGUUGAAGAGUGGACACAAGGACUUGAGUGUAGGAUUUAUAUUUGUAGAUACAUGGGUGUUGUCUAACCAGUUCCCCUAUAAGGACGUGACAAACGACGCGUGGAACGAGCUCAAAAAGACGCUGGAAAUUGCCCCGAAAGUAGUUGAUUAUAUUGUAGUAGUGGGAGAUAAGCCAGUGCUCUCAUCCGGAAAAUCAAAGGGAGACACCUUCCUCUCUUACAAGCUGUUACCUCUUUUGAAGCAGGCCCAAGUUGAUGCAUAUGUGGCUGGAUACGACCAGGAUAUGGAACUUUUGGACUAUGAAGGAACAGCGUUGGUAGUGUGUGGAUCAAGUGGAAACAAGGGAAGAAAGUCCGUCCUAAAGUCACCACACUCGAAGUUCUACACAGAGGAACCAGGAUUUUGCGUACAUGAACUUAACGCGGAGGGAUUUACCACCAAAUUUGUAAAUGGAAACACAGGAGAAGUAAUGUAUACAUACGUACAGCCUAAAAAGAAAAGAAAACAAAGACAACAAGGAAACGAACUUAAAUUAAUCAAUAAACUACCGGACGUAAUGUUUCACCCAGUGGGAGACUUAGAUGUGGCAUCAUACUCUGAUGCAUUUACUAAGAUUAUCGGUACUCUGGGACUAUUAAUUUUGGGGUUCCACCUCCUCCUAACAGCAGGAACCACAGUAGCAAAGACAUGA